This is a messenger RNA of Nematostella vectensis (starlet sea anemone), 1791 nucleotides long. Its product is annotated as polyubiquitin-C. Gene Ontology annotation, cellular component: nucleus; cytoplasm. The record is from RefSeq and is a predicted model, not a curated record. Lineage: Eukaryota; Metazoa; Cnidaria; Anthozoa; Actiniaria; Edwardsiidae. Gene Ontology annotation, molecular function: ubiquitin protein ligase binding; protein tag activity. The coding region runs from base 79 to 1680 and encodes 533 amino acids. The transcript has a single exon. Gene Ontology annotation, biological process: modification-dependent protein catabolic process; protein ubiquitination.
GCUUUUCACAAACCUUUGUCUCUUGCGAAGUUAGACGAACUUUUGACGAAAUUUUGCCCGAUAUUCCGCCUUUUCAUAAUGCAAAUCUUUGUGAAAACACUCACUGGCAAGACUAUCACCCUAGAAGUCGAGCCUAGCGAUACGAUCGAAAAUGUGAAAGCUAAAAUUCAAGACAAGGAAGGCAUUCCCCCAGACCAACAGCGUUUAAUUUUCGCUGGUAAACAACUCGAAGAUGGCCGAACCCUGAGCGACUACAACAUCCAGAAAGAGUCGACCCUUCACCUGGUUCUACGUCUCAGAGGAGGAAUGCAAAUCUUUGUGAAGACCCUGACCGGGAAAACCAUCACUCUAGAAGUUGAACCAAGCGACACAAUCGAGAAUGUGAAAGCUAAAAUUCAAGACAAGGAAGGCAUUCCCCCAGACCAACAACGACUCAUCUUCGCCGGAAAACAGCUAGAAGAUGGCCGAACCCUUAGCGACUACAACAUCCAGAAAGAGUCGACUCUUCACUUGGUUCUACGACUCAGAGGAGGAAUGCAAAUCUUUGUCAAAACCCUGACCGGGAAAACCAUCACUCUAGAAGUUGAACCAAGCGACACAAUCGAGAAUGUGAAAGCUAAAAUUCAAGACAAGGAAGGCAUUCCCCCAGACCAACAGCGUUUAAUUUUCGCUGGUAAACAACUCGAAGAUGGCCGAACCCUGAGCGACUACAACAUCCAGAAAGAGUCGACCCUUCACCUGGUUCUACGUCUCAGAGGAGGAAUGCAAAUCUUUGUGAAGACCCUGACCGGGAAAACCAUCACUCUAGAAGUUGAACCAAGCGACACAAUCGAGAAUGUGAAAGCUAAAAUUCAAGACAAGGAAGGCAUUCCCCCAGACCAACAGCGACUCAUCUUCGCCGGAAAACAGCUAGAAGAUGGCCGAACCCUUAGCGACUACAACAUCCAGAAAGAGUCGACUCUUCACUUGGUUCUACGACUCAGAGGAGGAAUGCAAAUCUUUGUCAAAACCCUGACCGGGAAAACCAUCACUCUAGAAGUUGAACCAAGCGACACAAUCGAGAAUGUGAAAGCUAAAAUUCAAGACAAGGAAGGCAUUCCCCCAGACCAACAGCGACUCAUCUUCGCCGGAAAACAGCUAGAAGAUGGCCGAACCCUUAGCGACUACAACAUCCAGAAAGAGUCGACUCUUCACUUGGUUCUACGACUCAGAGGAGGAAUGCAAAUCUUUGUCAAAACCCUGACCGGGAAAACCAUCACUCUAGAAGUUGAACCAAGCGACACAAUCGAGAAUGUGAAAGCUAAAAUUCAAGACAAGGAAGGCAUUCCUCCAGACCAACAACGACUCAUCUUCGCCGGAAAACAGCUAGAAGAUGGCCGAACCCUUAGCGACUACAACAUCCAGAAAGAGUCGACUCUUCACUUGGUUCUACGUCUCAGAGGAGGAAUGCAAAUCUUUGUCAAAACCCUGACCGGGAAAACCAUCACUCUAGAAGUUGAACCAAGCGACACAAUCGAGAAUGUGAAAGCUAAAAUUCAAGACAAGGAAGGCAUUCCCCCAGACCAACAGCGUUUGAUUUUCGCUGGUAAACAACUCGAAGAUGGCCGAACCCUGAGCGACUACAACAUUCAGAAAGAGUCGACUCUUCACUUGGUUCUACGUCUCAGAGGAGGAAACUAAACUAAAGAACCCUGUAAUAAUAGACUGGACUGACCGAAUUAUUGAGCACUCAAAUGUAUUUUGAUUUUGUUUUUGUUACUUUUUCGGAUCGAAUAAAGCAUUAUAAAUCUA